Messenger RNA from Schistosoma margrebowiei, 8061 nucleotides. NCBI's taxonomy places the organism in Eukaryota, Metazoa, Platyhelminthes, Trematoda, Strigeidida, Schistosomatidae. The record is from the annotation of a GenBank genome assembly.
GCCGAGGUUUUUGAAUGCGGAAAAUAUGGAUAACUCGUUUACGAUGGAAGGCCCUUUAAGCAAAUGGACUAAUCUCGUCAAUGGUUGGCAAUACCGUUGGUUUGUGCUUGACAUAAGCCUAGGGGUUUUAUCUUAUUACACGUCUAAAGAGAAGAUGAUGCGGGGCGAUAGACGUGGAUGUGUAAAGUUAAAAAAUGCUCAAGUUGGGAUUGAUGAUGAAGAUGAUAGUACAUUCACCAUAACUGUUGAUCACAAAACAUUUCACUUCCAAGCUCGUAACUCAGAUGAACGUCAGAAGUGGCUAGACGCUUUACAGGAGGCUAGGGAUUUACAUACGCAGAAUUAUGCUCUUCUGAAUCAGACCAAUCGUUUACUGGAACAUCCUUGCAGCCUUUCCGAAUUCGACCGUCGUAUCGUAGAGGCAGAUGCUUUUUUACAAAUUCUCAUAGAUCAACAUGAGCAGCUGGUCAGUCAUAUUCCAUCGUCCGAUGAAUGUCGGCCGGAGAUUAUGGGUGCUGUCACUUUUCGGAUGCAAAGGCUUAUCGAACUGGUGAAAAAGACAAUUGUAUGCCUCCAGUUUGCCAGAGGUUCAGUCAAUAGUUCAUAUCGUAUACCGAUUACUUUGAAUGACAACAUUGUUUCUGAUGCAGUUGACAUUCCGCAAACUUUACAAUUCGAUACGUCUAUAUCAAACAGUGCUUUUUCUACAUUGAAAGUGAAAGAUUAUGAUUUAAAAGUACAUGAGAUAAAUAAUACAUUUAUGAACCUUCAAAGUGGUGAAGGUGAUGGUGAAAAUCCAUUCACUUCUUGUCAAGAGUCAUUAUCUAAUGCUUCCCCUAUUAUAACACAGAAACUUUCCAGAAAACAUUCUACUCGUAAUUCUCGACGUUUGGAAAAAGGAAAAUUACAUAAGCGGCCAUCUUCUACUACAGAAUCAUCCAUCGAAUCCCAUUCAAUACGUUCACAUCCUGAGCAGCUAGCUACUAUUUCUUCAUCACUCCCUAAUGAUACUGUGAUUGUGAAAAGAUGCUUUGAUACAUUAGAUUCACCCUCUUCUAAUUAUCCACCAUUGUCCAUUCCAAGAAUGCCAGUUAGGUCUUAUUCUUCUUCAGAUGAUGAUCAGGCUCAAUUGGAUCAAGAAGAAGAGGAUGAAGAAUUCUUUGAUACUCAAGAAGAUAUUUCUGUCAACUGCGCAAUAACAAAUUCUCCACAACCUGUCAAGGAUAAUACAAUUCUAAACAUGCAUUCAAAUCCAACUGUGCCUGUAAUGAAAUCUGGUCGUUAUCGUUCAAGUCAGUCAUCAUCAAAUAAUCAGACGAAUUCGUCUUUGGAUGAUACCUUCGACGAAUUGUAUGAUGAUGAAAAAGAAGAAGAGUUAGGUUCUGUGCAAUCUCACGGUUCUGUGAUAACACAUCUCCUUUCUCAGCUUCGGAUCGGAAUGGAUUUAACUAGAAUCACUUUGCCCACAUUCAUUCUCGAACGUCGUUCUACACUGGAAAUGUAUGCAGACUUUUUAGCACAUGCUGAUUUAUGGGCUGUUAUUCCUAAUGCAUCGACGCCUCGUGAUCGUAUGGUUGCUUGUCUUCGGUGGUAUUUGUCUGCAUUCCAUGCUGGCAGACGAUCAUCAGUUGCUAAGAAACCUUACAAUCCUACAUUAGGUGAAAUAUUUCGUUGUUAUUGGCCUUUAUCUGCAGAGAGUGGAGAUGAUUCGACAAAUGCAUCAGAAAAACCACAGGACAAAUUAUAUAAUUCUGGUCCUGUUCCUUGGGCGCCUCACAAUUCCGUAGUCUUCUUAGCAGAACAGGUCUCACACCAUCCUCCUAUAUCCGCCUUUUAUGCUGAACAUGUUAAUAAUCAAAUAGCUGUAGAUGGACACUUGUGGACUAAAUCAAAAUUUCUUGGUCUAAGUAUAGCUGUAGAAAUGGUUGGUUCAGCUGUCAUAUCAUUACUAAAUCAUGAUGAAGAAUAUGUGGUUACGUUUCCAUGUGGAUAUGGCAGAAACAUUCUCACUGUUCCCUGGAUUGAAUUGGGUGGGAAAACUAGCAUCACAUGCUUAAAAACUGGUUAUGUAGCUAAUAUCGAGUUUCGAACAAAACCUUUUUAUGGUGGUAAACGGGAUACUUUACGUGCUGAGGUUUUUGGACCUAAUGAUAAGAAGGCAUUUUUUAUUGUUGAAGGUGAAUGGAAUGAUAAGAUGUUAGCGAAGUGGCCUCAUGGUGUAAGUGAAAAAAGCAGUUUCCCAGGUUGUUCUUUUACCUUUUUUAUUAUUUUGAGUUUAAUGCACUAUACUGUGAUCCAUGGUUGGUUGAUUUCAUCUAACCUGCAGUUGUAUUGUUUCAGUGGAUGUUAGUAAGUAAGCGGCAAAAGGUUCGCUAAUACUAUGGAACAAUUUCAAAUAUAGGAAAAUCAUAAAUGGAAGACUCAGUAACCUUAUGAGGAAGGCUCUUAAUUCAGUCAGUCAGUCAGCUACAACGUGGGACUAGGCACAUCUGUGCAUCCGUCCAAGUUGCCAUACCGCAUUAGCACAGCAAGAUGAACACCGGAUUCAUAGUAGUUACUUCAAUGGGGUUAAUAUAUAGAAGGAAGAUUGCAUAUAAGGACAUAGUACAGGAAGAAAGGGUUAGUUCGUAGAAAGAAAGAUAUGAAGUGAUUUUAAUCUCAUAGUUUAAGGGAAAACCGAGAGUGAAUACACCGACGUCAUUGUGAUCGAUCCUGAGCCAUGUCACCCAGAGUUUCCAACCACUGUCUACGAUAGUCGCGCGGACCCCAACAAAGUAGUCUGCGUCCACCAACAUAGAUCAAACCAGAAUUUAGUCAUUUUAUUUACUAUGUCACGUUUUGGUGUGGCCUCCCCUGACUUUCUUCCAAUCAUCUCCACCACCGGUUAGCAUUGCACGUCGUGGUAAUCGGUGUUCAAGCAUACGCAACACAUGGUCCAGCCAUCUCAGUCUAUGAGAAUUCACAACCUCAUCAACUGAUUUACCAUCAUUUCCUAAUACCCUGAGUCUAACCCACUACUACUUACCCGAUGAUCCCAGCAGACGCGAGCAAUAUUUCUAAGGCAUCUGUGGUCAAAUACUUGUAGCUUACGAGUAUAUUCAGCUCUUAAUGGCCACGUUUCACAUCCGUAAUAUAGAACAGAACGAACUGCCGCACACUAUACUCGUCUUUUAUUUGACAGACCGAUAUCUCAUAGGUGAGGUAAGUUGCAAAAAGUCAAACGAGCUUUCUGAAUCCAUGCAAAGCUUUCGUCAGACACCAACUCAUUAAAGCUGAUCAGUUUUACAAGAUAAGUGAAGUAGUCAACGCAUUCGACUACUUCACUCACCAUGCUUAGUUCAGGUGUUGAUGCAGACCAGUCCUAAAGCAACAACUUGCAUUUGAAGGGAGAGAAGCGCAUUCCAAACAUUCUGGCAUUGUUGCUUAGUGCUACCAAAAGACUGUAUUUUAUCAGCUACUCUACCCAAUAGGACUACGUCGUCUGCGUAUUCAAAGUCGAUAAGUGGACCUUGCGGAAGGAGAUCAAUGCCCAAGAAUUCAGUCGACGAGAACGUUAUUUCCAUCAGUAGGUCUAUGAUGAAGUUAAACAAAAAUGGAGAAAGUGGACAGCCUUGACGAGCAUCACUUGAGGUUGCAAAGACAGAUGACAGCUCGCCAUAAGCUCUGACUCGACUAUUAGUGUUCGAGUAAAGAGCCUUCACGAGGUUUAUGUACUUCUGAGGUACACCUUUCAAUGACAGACACUGCCACAGAAUCUCGCGGUCUACGGAAUUAAAUGCUGCUUUUAAGUCAAGAAAGACCACGAUUGUCGGACGCCGGUAAGUAUGCCUGUGUUAUGGAAUCUGACUAAUGGUGAAUAUGUGGUCGAUGCAGGUGCGACCAGGUCUGAAUCCAGCCUAAUUUUUUCGUGUUUGCAGUUCACGAGUCUACGUUUGGGGCACGAUGGUUAUUGAGGCUAGUAUUUUAGAUGCUAUGUUAGUCAAACUAAUCCCUCUAUAAGUAUCACAGGAUGAUUUUGACCCGUUCUUAUGUAUUGGGACAAUCAGUUAUGGUAACCAGUCAGAUGGGAUUAUGUGCAACUCGCAGAUUUUAGCUAAAAUAUUAGUAAACCUAAUCGCUAAAAUUGGGCCACCAUCCUUAACGACCUCGGAGCAAUCCAUCUGGACCAGCUGCCCUUCAUCGUUUCAGAUUAAUUAUAGCCUUUUGAACUUCUGCUAGAGUUGGGGGACCUACUUCAAUGUUCCAUUCAAGUUGUAUGGGAAUGGUGUGUGGUUGUACAUUAGCUGAAGGCCAGCUGAACUGUUCUCUAAAAUGUUCGGCCCAUCGUUCUAAACGUCUGGACUAGGAGCAGAUGUGAGUGUCGUCUUUUUCCGAAAUGUUGUCACAUACACUUGACUUAUUAAUUCCAGUUUCUUGUAUUGGUGGUGUCUUGUGUACCCUAUAGCCCCCGCCUUUUCCAUCUCUUUUGCUUUCGUUGCCCACCACUGUUCAUGGUCGUUCUUUAGACAUUUGCUUAACCUAGAUCUGAUUUGUUGUCGCUUUUCAUCGUGUUCAGAGCCUGAUGGGAUGUUUACGAGAAUCCAUCAGUGCAAUAGACCUUGAAGAAAUCCAUUGGUUCUUUGUAAUCCUGUGUUUUAAAUCACUAAUCGAUGUCACUGCUGUUUCCGCAGCUGCUUGUAUAUCAUUCUAAGCAACAUGUGGGUCAGCCUCGUUUCCAGAACUACCUAAGUGUGACCUCAGUUGUUCCUGGAACUUACUUUUUGUUUUCUCAUUACUCAAUUCAGUUCUAAUGGGUCUUUUUAGUGUGGCUUUUUGCGUACAGCAAGACGCUUGCAGAUGCGUGCCUGUAUUAGAGCAUGGUUAGAGUCCAAGCAGGUAUUCCAGAAUGAGCGACAAUCUUCUAUCAACCCACUCCAACGAUGACUGGUAGCAAUCUGGUCUAUUUAAGUCAAUUUUUGGUUUGGUGCAGGUGGUCGCCAUGUUAUACGAUGUCUCUCCUUAUGCUUAAAAUUUAUGUUUGCUAAAAAUAAACGAUUGUCUGAGCAGACGAUCACCAUUAUCUGUUCGCUGUGCCGGAAUACCAAAAUACCCACCUAAAUGUUUUUCUAUUUGGUUUGAGCUACAUAUCUGGGCAUAAAAGUCACCUGCUACAAGUACUAUAUCUGAACGUUUAGCUGCUUGCUGAAGAAGUUCAGAGAGCUUUCUGUGAAAUUCAUCUUUCACUUCAUCCGAGCUGCAGUCAGUGGGAGCGUAGGCAGAAACGACAAAAAGGCAACAAGAUGUAUCCCUACCCUUUUCGAGUGCUAUGCAGACACCCGCUAGUCCACGAGAACUAGCCUACGGGUCGCCAGAUACAGGGGGGUCUCGUCGACUUUCCCUUUUUGUCGAUGUGAGGUCAAGUGAAUGACCACACUAGGAUCCUGUGUAUGUAUUUCAGAGGCACAGCAUACAUCAAUGGUACGAGAUUCUCGGAUUUUAGCCAAGGAGACCUGCUGACGGAUUUGACACAGUGUGAGUAGGUUGAAGGUUCCAAUGUGUAGUUUGGAGCAAGGUUUCAGUAGACCUGGGGCAGUGUUUUGCGCUUUAGAACCGUUGGCCAUAGUGACACUUGAGGAGGAAGCCAAAAGAGGAAGUUUAUGGUUGAAAGUCGAUGUAGGAGGAAUAAUAGGAACUGAAGAGGGAGGUUGAUUAUGAAUACAGUAGUCUUGAGUGCUGUUAAAGGUAUGAGGGCGGUUAUCACUUCCCGGUUGCCCACACCGUGGUAUGGUUCUUCUGGAGGUACCUUAAAAGGAAAUUGGAUUAGAAGUGGUCUUAGUGACCUGAGAGCGUGAUCACAAUGCCCAAGGGGCAAUUGCUUGAGGUCAGUCACACACGACCUUUUUAUGGGCAGUUUUUGUGUUAGCUCCGUAUUUUUGGGACCUUACCGCCAGAGACGGAUAUCUGUGGGAUAAGGCGAAGUGUGUAUUUUUAGGGUCUACCUUUUCUUACCCCACCCCUCCUUGUGGAAAGACAGCGUCGUUGUUAUGCUGGUUAUCUGAGGGAAACAUCUUACUGUCGUCACACCUCUGCACAGUCAGCAGUACGACUCCGCCUUCGGACCUUGGGUUUGUUGCUUUCAGUCUUACCGUUCUCCAACAGACCUGUCUGGCAUGUUAGGACCUUGAUGAACGAUUGUUCCAGCCAGUAUAACCCAUCUGGUUCAACACGAUAAGUAAGCACGACCACCACGUCAAGAUAGCAACAACGAUCGGGAGGUUCUUAUUGAUUGUGUAGGCAUUCUAGAAGUAUAAAAUCAGUCAGGCUUAAGUAUAUUUAACCUGUUAAAGUUAGAUAUUUAGAAGCGAGUGAAAGAAAGACUACUAAAUCUUUAAGUCAAUCAAACACCUGUGUCAGUCAUCAAGCACAGAAUUACCAAAGUUGACAAACUUGAUGCUAGUUUAUAGUAAUAUCCCUGGUCUGUGAUUACUGCAGGUAAGAGUUCAUAAUUUUAUUAGCUUAGGCCCCAUUUCCUUUGUAAGUCAUUAAUUCGAUUGUUUUCGGUAUUAUACUAAAUUUUUCUGGUCACGUGGUUCGAUGAGGAUAUUAGCUGUAGUUAUUAUUUUGUAAUCGAUCUAUCUGUACUUUUUGUUUUAGGUCAUUUAUGAUCAUGUACAUAAAAUUCAGAUGUCUUUUAGGAUUUUUUUAUAUUGUAGAAAAAUGAGUUAUUCAUUGAUACCCGUAACCUACCAACUGUAAGAAAACAUGUACUUCCUCGAUCUCGCCAAGAAGAAAAUGAAUCAAGACGAUUGUGGGAGGAAGUGACAUAUAAUUUAAAAGUGGGUAAUAUCGAUGCAGCAUCAGAUGCUAAACAUCGUUUGGAACAGCGACAACGAGAUUUAGCUCGACAGAGAAGAGACUCAAAACAUACAUGGACACCAAAAUACUUUCGUGAGGAGGGAGAAAACUGGAUUUAUAGACAUCCUUUAAUUCAACGCCUACAUCAAUCACUCAAUCAAAAUAGUUCUACCACUGAACCACAAACCAUCUCCAAAAUCACGAAUUUAGCAUGUUCACCGGAUAUAGUUGUUAAUCCAGUUUCUUGCAACAACGCAAUAACUGAUUCUCCACAGAUAGUUCAUGCUACUACAACUAAUUCUUCAAUCCCUGUAAUUGAAUAUUUCCCCAGUCCAUAGUUUAUAACUUCAUAUGAUUUUUAGAAAUUACAGUUUUUUUCCGGUUUAUCACAAUUUAUGUAAAGCUUGACAAUGGUAUUUGUUUUGCUCAAUGUGGGGAUAAUAUGUAUUUUUAAGAUCUUUUUUCCUUCUUUAAUAUCUUUUUUUAAUAUUUCAUUGUCUUUGUUCUCCGCACUUAUUUGUGUUUCUUUCAAAACCAGUUUCAUUAACGAUUUUGACUGCAUAUUUUUCCAGUGGUUUUACACUUAUCCUCUCUCUUCUAUCUAUAAUUUCUUAAAUGGUGCUUGGAUUGAUUACAUAUUCAUUCCAUAGUAAUCAUAAUGCAAACGAUAUUACCCCCCUUUUGGUUCUCUAUUCAUCUUGAGUUUUUUCUGUUAUCUUUCACUUCUAACAUUCAAUCCUGUUAUUUAUUAUUUACUUUUCUAGUUUGAUUUUUUAUGUUGAAACUUUAUUGAAGUAGAUGCAUUGUACUACCAUGUUUUUCUCAUUUACUUUCAUCGUUUUUUUCCUUUUAAGCUUCCCAUAACUUGUUCGCUUGUUUGUUACUUUCCUUCUGUACAAAGAAAGUCAGGAAGAUGUAUUAAAUGCUCUGACUGUGGAAUAGUUACAUGUGUGUGUAUCAUAUGUAAACAAGGGUCCUACUAUUUCUCUGUAUGAUCAUAUUUGUUAUGCAUUAUUUAAUUUGUGUUAACCUGUCUAGGUGGAUAACUAUUUUCAGUAUUUAAAUUUUUCGAAUGUUUGAUUCUAUUUUUGCUAACUCAUCGUUUUCUCAAAAACCGGAGUUACAGCCGUUACUAUUGUUUUCCAUUUUAAAUAUAGCUGUUUACAGAGAUGUAACUUCAUUCGACUCAUAUCAAGUAUAAUAUAGAUAUAUUCUGCUUUGUCUCAA